AUGGUUGCUGUGGAGCUUACAAAAGGACACGGCGCCGUGGGCUUGGCCGCGCUCGGGGCCGUGAUCCUGCACAACUACUUCGGUGCCUGUGUGAUGAAGGCCCGCAAGCAGUACAAGGUCACGUACCCCAAGAUGUACGCCGAGGGCGACUCCGCGGAAGCCAAGGCGUUCAACUCGGUGCAGCGCGGGCACAUGAACUACGUCGAGAACCUCCCGCAGUACAUCAUCCUGCAGGUCGCGUCGUCGUUCCAGUAUCCGAUGGCGUCCGCGGUCCUCGGCGGCACGUACCUCCUCGGGCGGUUGCUCUACUUCCAGGGAUACUCCAAGACGGGGCCCAAGGGACGCGAGGCCGGCGCCGUCGUGGGGGUCAUCGCGAACCUCGGCAUGCUCGGGCUCGGCGUGAAGUUCUGCUACGACCUGCUCGUCAAGUCCUGA
Pedinophyceae sp. YPF-701 is the source of this 435-nucleotide messenger RNA. The record is from the annotation of a GenBank genome assembly. Lineage: Eukaryota; Viridiplantae; Chlorophyta; Pedinophyceae.